This is a messenger RNA of Didymodactylos carnosus, 696 nucleotides long. The record is from the annotation of a GenBank genome assembly. NCBI's taxonomy places the organism in Eukaryota, Metazoa, Rotifera, Eurotatoria, Philodinida, Philodinidae.
AUGGGUGAUUCAAAAGGUGGAAAAAGUUUUGUAUCGCGAAUGUUUGGUGGUACAAAAAGUGGUGGUCAACAGAAAAAGGCGAAUACACCACAAGAAGCUAUACAACAACUGCGUGAUGUUGAAGAUGUAUUGACAAAAAAGGUGGAGUUUUUAGAAGGAAAAAUAAAUGAGGAAACAGAGAAAGCAAGACGGGAUGCACGGACAAAUAAACGAAAUGCAUUAAUGGCAUUGAAACGAAAAAAACGUUUAGAAAAACAGUUGCAGCAAAUUGAUGGUACAUUAACAACAUUAGAAUAUCAAAGAGAAGCGUUGCAGAAUGCAUCAAUGAAUGGUCAAGCAUUUAACGCUUUACAAACUGCAACAAAUGCGUUGAAAAAUGUUCAUAAAGAAUUAAAUAUAGAAAGUGUACAAGAUAUUAUGGACGAUUUAGCUGAACAACAUGAAUUAUCGACAGAAAUUGCCAGUGCCAUAUCGAAUCCAAUCGGAUUUGGUACAGAAUAUGAUGAUCGUGAAUUAGAAGAUGAAUUAGCUGCUUUAGAACAAGAAUCAUUGGCUAAAGAAAUGCAACAAAUUGGUCCAAUCGAACUACCAUCUGUUCCCACACAUCUUCCCAUACCUGCUAAUAGUUAUAAACAACCGGCAUCAAAAGCUAAAAAUAAUUCCGACUUAGAAGAGUUAGAAAAAUGGGCAUCAUAA